AUGACCGGAGGGCGGGGCUGGGGCCUCAAUCAGUCAAAAAUGACAAUCGUUAAAUCUCCAUUGACGCACUUCGGAGAAGCUUUAAUCAGCCAUCAUUUAUCGGAUACUGAAGAAAGUUUAAAAGAAGACCUAGUGGAAUACAUGAAGAACAAUCACAACGAACUCAGCCCCCUUGUGCGCUACAAAAUCUACAUGACGAACCAAGUGUCUCCGUUGGUUAAUAACUUUAUCGUGCAUUCAAAGAGAGAUUAUUCAAAUGACGAGACAAAAAUAGAGCCACUGCCUGAUCUGCUCCUUGGAAAAAAAUUUAGAGAAUUUUACUACCGACUUCAAACAAAUUUGAAACUUGCUUUCACCCAUGGCCCUGGAAUCCCUCCCACGCAUGAAGGUUACAGGCGGUUUAUGUACCGCACUUUGCGUCCUCUCCUCAAGCAGGGCUAUCUUGUUAAAUCUUGUAAAAAAACAGGUAGUUGCAAAUGCGAUCAUUUGAUAGUUCCCAAAGAUAAUUUUGGUCAGUUUGUAUUUGUCAUGAAUUACACAGUGGUAGAGCCUGAAUUUAAAAUGGUAUUCGAGCCGAUGACGAGAAAAGGACUAGCGAGGAUGAAGAAAUUCAAGAUGGGAUGUGACCUAAAUGAAAUUUAUGCUAAUGCUCGCUACAAGUACAGAUUUUUCUUUUUGUUCUCUGGAACGGAUAUUCAGAUGCGAUAUGAUAAAUUGUUUUGAUUAUUCUAUCAAUUUUUUU
Messenger RNA from Bemisia tabaci, 742 nucleotides. The record is from RefSeq and is a predicted model, not a curated record. NCBI's taxonomy places the organism in Eukaryota, Metazoa, Arthropoda, Insecta, Hemiptera, Aleyrodidae.